CCUCCUUUCCUCCUUUCUUUCCUUCUUUCUUCAGCCAGCAGCGUGAGCCAGAGCUGCUGCUGCUGCUGCUUCUGCUUCUGCUGCUGCUGCUGCUUUUUCUUCUUUGCGAUCUGGCCGCCGCCUUGGACUUUCUUUACUUGGAUCAUCUCUGGAAGGAUCAGCCAAAGAGAGACGAAAAGACAUCAUACUUGGGCUGCUUCCUCUGGCUCAGGCAUCUUUGGCUGUGUGUGUGUGUGUGUGUGUGUGUGGCAUUUGUGGGGAUGUGGGUGGGGGUUGUGUAUGUGUGUGGGCUUUUUGUAUACCUGCUCUUUCAAGGGCUGGGAAGACUUGAGUGUCUGCUGAGAAGGGUUCCAAGCAAAGAGGAGAUCCCCCUUUAAGCCCAAGAAUCAACUUGGGAAAGGAGAUCAGAAAUCCACUUUAGAUGAACCUACUAAGGAAGAUCAGAAAUGAAUAUGAAUAUGCUGAUGUUUAUAUGAACUUGGGAAAGGAGAUCAGAAACCCACUUUGGAUAAACCUGGUAAGGAAGACCAGAAACCCAUUGUGGAUAAACUUGGGAAAGGAGACCAGAACCCCACUGUGGGGCUACCACCAGAUGAAAACUCCUGGAACUAAGGAGAAGGCAAACUAAGACCCAUCCUCUUCACCUGGCCCAAGAAUGGUCACUCAGAGCAAUGCCUCACUAAAUGGGACCAACCACCUCAACCAGAACGUCAUGGACCUGCCCCAAAAUCAACAGCCUCUCAACCUUUUCCUUUUCUGUGUGACCUUUGUCAUCACCUUCACGGCCCUCCUGGGAGGCCUCUACUCCUUGGUAUCUCUCCUGAGGAUGCCAAACAAAAGCACCCUUUCCAUGCUGGUGACUUCAUUGACUGUGGACGACCUGAUCAGCGUGGGGCCGGCGACCAUCUUCAUGUUCAAGCUGUGGUUGAACGAGAUGCUCCCCCCGACUUUGUGCACUACUUCAGCACUGCUCUACUUGUUUCAGGGCUUUUCCAGCAAUCUGAUGGGCUCCUUGGUCAUUUCAUACAACUUCUACAGCCUCAACAAGAUGGAAACCGGACACAGGGCAACCAAAAGGCCUGUGAGCAUGAUCUGGGCCGUUCUCACCAUUUGGAUGGUCAGUUUGCUGAUCUGCAUUUUGCCUCUCUGUGGCUGGGGCACUUAUGGCUCGACCUCUUGGGGAUGUUUUGCAGACUGCACCAGUUCUUACAUCUUGUUUCUCUUCAUCAUCUACUCCUUGUGUUUCUUCCUUCUCCUUGUGCUCUCCAUCCCGCUCAUUUAUCAGCUGUUGUGCUCAGAUGAACAACUGCAUCUUUAUGAUGAUUAUCAUCAAAUCACCCGCGGAUAUUUCUCGCCUGGGUCACCCCCAGUGGGUAUCCACACCCUGCCCCUCUCUCCAGAGGAUAUGGAAAAUAAAAGCUUGAAGCAUUUUCAAAAUGCUGGCCAGAACGCUGACCCCAGGAUCCAGCAAGGUCCUGCAGAUGACCGCUGUAGAGUGGACAGCUACGGCACACAAAACAUACCAUAUCACAGCCGAAACUUCACUGUGGAAUUUGCUCAGAAGCGCUUCUCGCUGAUUCUGGCUCUGACCAAAGUAAUUCUUUGGCUCCCAAUGAUGAUACAAAUGGUGGUUCAACAUACCAUCGGGUUUCAAAGCCUCUCUUUUGAGAUAUUCAGCUUUCUCCUAACUUUGCUAGCUGUCACUGUCACUCCAGUGUUUGUCUUGUCAGAACACUGGAGUCACCUGCCUUGUGGCUGUAUCAUCAACUGCAAAAAGAACAUCUAUGCUGUCUCUUCAGAAGAAAGCAAGACCAGAAGAAGAGGCUUUGAAUUCAACCUGUCAUUUCAUCAAGGUUAUGGAAUCUAUAAGAUAUCCCAUGACAACCGUCACAGUGAUGAUAGCAAUUCCAUAUCAUACCACAGCUUGCUCAACUAUGAUUGUGACAACACAAAAGAAGCUCAAAAGGAAAGCAACAAAAUUGAGUUCAGCACCAUCUCUCUCGAGAACAGCUCCCUGCUUAAGGAGACAGUCAACAAGUGCAAGAAAACAGUUGGUACUGACACAAAACAAGACCUCAGCAAGGAUAAGUUCAUAGACUGCCUGCGUUCUGACAAAAUAGGAACAUAUAAGAAAGAAGAUAUCAGGAAUAAUGAGAAAUGUACUUUUUUUGAAGGACAGGAAAGAAGGCUUUCACAUGAGGAGGGACGGAAACCAGAACUUUCAGACUGGGAAUGGUGCAGAAGUAAGUCAGAACGGACCCCUCGACAGCGCUCUGGUGGUGCUUUAGCUCUUCCUUUGUGCGCAUUUCAAGGGACUGUAUCUCUCCAUGCGCCCACAGGAAAAACCCUCUCUUUGUCAACAUAUGAGGUAAGCACAGAAGGACAGAAAAUUACACCCACGUCAAAGAAAAUUGAAGUCUAUCGCUCCAAGAGUGUGGGCCAUGAGCCAAACCCCGAGGAUUCUCCAACCACCUUUGCUGAUACCAAUGUGAAGAUUCACUUAGAGGUACUUGAAAUCUGUGAUAAUGAAGAAGCCAUGGACACUGUAUCGAUCAUCAGUAAUAUCAGUCAAUCAUCUACCCAAGUCCGGUCUCCAUCGCUGCGUUAUUCUCGGAAAGAAAACAGAUUUGUCUCAUGUGAUUUAGGGGAAACAGCUUCCUAUUCACUCUUCAUACCAUCGAACAAUCCCAACACUGAUAUUAACAUAUCCAUUCCUGAUACUGUGGAAGCUCACAGGCAGAAUAGUAAAAAGCAACAUCUGGAGAAAGAAGGUUAUCAAGAAGAGAUACAAAUGUUAAACAAAGCAUACAGGAGAAGAGAAGAAGAUGGUGUCAACAACUAAAAUACAAAAUACAAAAACAAACAAAAAAACAGUUUGAGAAAUCAGACCUGAGUAACUGGAAGAUCCUGGGAUUUAUAAUCAAAUCCUCCACCCCAUUUCCAUGCUCUGUUCACAAUGUUAUAUUGUUGCUAAGAAAGGUCAUCCCUCUCCCCUUAUCUCUAGAAUUGCUGCUAAACUCAGAGGGAACAAAGAAAUCUGAGGGGAGUGGCAGGCAAUGUUACCAUCCCUGCUUAUUGAAAUCUCCCAGUGCUUCACCCUACAACUCCCUGCCCUGACAUGCCCCUGAAAUAGACUAUGAGCAAUCUGAGUUAUGGAGCUGGCUUAGUGGAUUUCCUUCUUUCUAUUGGAGUGAAUUGGGGAGGGUGUGUGUGUUAAAAGAUGAAAAUUAAACCACUUGCCUACCCACCCAUUCAUUCUGGUUACAGUGAGCUGAUAGGAUAUUGAAUGUGCAAGUGUCCUUACCUUGGAUUACCCCUAUCACAGCCUCCCUUUGAUAUCAGUGGGGUAUAAGCAGCCUAACUGUGUGCAGGAUUUCAGCCAAAGCUUUUAAUGUAUUUCUAAUUUUGACAGCAGGGGAAAGAUCAUGCUUUUCUAAAUCAAUACUUACUACCAUUUCUUCUGAUUUUUAGUCUUGGGCUACCUACUUAUGAGGCACAUAAAAAAGAAUUCCCAUCUGGGUGUUUACUAUACUUUAAAUAUAUUUUGUUAACCAUCAUCUGUAAAAAUUAGACAUUUUAAAAUGAAAAUGUUUGUAAUGAUACAUGAAAUCUGGCUGCAUCUUUUGAUGGAUUUCUCUGCUUUUCUGCCUUAUGUUCAGUGGUGCAGCUAGAUAAUUUUAAACCUGGGCUUAAUGGACGUACAGCCUGCUCUCUGGAAACCAUGUUGUAUGGCUUCAGUUGUUAGACAUUCAGCUAAUAUUUCUCUUAUCCAUGACCCCAUAUGAGCACCAUCAUGUGAAUAGAAAUAAAUGAUACAGAAGACAUCUUCAGCUAUCCUGAUAUUAAACACAUGUAUAGGUAUAUCUGUUAAUGAAGCUGGUGGGUUCCUGGGCAUUACUUCUUUAACAGAAAAGUUGGUACCAGAAGCAGAAUAGGGCUAUACACUACAAAAAAAGACAGUUCAUCAUGUUUCAGCAAAUAUUUUGUCCAAAACUAAUAAUAUACACCUCUGAAAUAAUACUACCAGGUCAGGCAAGCUUUGUGUAAAUUAAAAAAUAGUUUUGAAACUUCUAGAGAUCACUUGAAGGCUUCUUCAAAAAUGCAUCCAGGGAUGACUUUUUAUCUCCACAGCCCCCACUUAUCUUAUGAUUUCCAUUUUGGUAGGCUUUUCUACAUGGGUCUGGAGGAUGGGAGCUGGUGAGGCUUACCUGCUUUCCUCUUUUCUUUUUGUUUUGCUAUUCAUGCAUACUCAGCAAGGGAAUCUGAAGACAACUGUCCUUUACCUUGCCUGUUGUAGGCAGGCAAACACAAAUAGAGUAGCCUUGGCUAGAGUACAUUCCUGCUCUUUCCCAGCUCAAGUUUCUAUUGCAUUAUUUACUGCAGACACACUGCUGUCACCUGACAUCGAAAGUCUGCAUUUCUCCAGCUCUCCUUCACCAUCCUCUCAAUGGUGGUGCAGCUAAAAAACCCAACUUCCAGCUAUACAGAAGAAGGAAAGGUCCAAGUGCUGGGGGCAUAAAAAGAUUUUGUAAAAAGGAGCUUGUCAGAAGCUUUGUUAACUGAGGUAUGCCUGUACUUGGGAAUGCGUACCAUUUUGUUGUUGAAAAGGACACUAGGUCCUGUUACAAACUGCCAAAAUAAAUCUGCUUUGGGUCUCUUUGGA
Sceloporus undulatus (fence lizard) is the source of this 4663-nucleotide messenger RNA. RefSeq names its product G protein-coupled receptor 149 (gene GPR149). Gene Ontology annotation, molecular function: neuropeptide binding; G protein-coupled receptor activity. The record is from RefSeq and is a predicted model, not a curated record. The coding region runs from base 656 to 2842 and encodes 728 amino acids. NCBI's taxonomy places the organism in Eukaryota, Metazoa, Chordata, Lepidosauria, Squamata, Phrynosomatidae. Gene Ontology annotation, biological process: neuropeptide signaling pathway. The transcript is spliced from 4 exons. Gene Ontology annotation, cellular component: membrane; neuron projection.